AUUUGGGGAACAACGAACACAGGUGGUACUGAAAUUGGGAUGGGUUGGUGAAGUUCAAUGUGAAUAUGCAGUGUUAGAGCGGUGGCGAUAGGCAAAACGCAGAGUUGUUACGUCCAUCUUCCCCAUUAUUUCCUCAUUUCCUCCUUAGCCUUGAGAGUAGCUGUUUUAAGGUUCAAAUUCUGCAGCACUCACCAACGUUCGUUGUGCAUUGAAAUCGGUGAGUGAGUAAAUGAUACCUAAUUUUCUCAUUUCCAUAUUAACUGCUUCAUCAUUCACGUACUGCAAGACUACCCAAACUCAUUUGGGUUCUCUGCGUCAACACAAUGCUCUCCUUUCUUUCUUCAAUUCAUUCACUUCACGCGCCUCUUCUGAUUCUGAAUCAGAUAGAAACCACCACAAAGGUGACACCUUUACCAUAUCUUACCUCGUGAACUCAUGUGGGUUGUCCUCAGAAUUGGCUAAGGAGCUCUCCAAAAGAGUGAAUUUGAAAAACCCAGAUGGCCCAAAUGAUGUUCUUGAUCUUCUCAAGAACUAUGGGUUCUCUAAAGCCCAGAUUGCAAAACUUGUGGAGAAACAUCCAUCGGUGCUUGUUGCAAAAGUAGAGACUACCCUUUUGCCUAAACUCAAAUUCUUCCGUUCGAUUGGGGUUUCCACUAGUGACAUGCCAAAGAUCCUAAUUGGUAACCAUUCACUCUUGGCGAGGAGCUUGGAGAAAUGCCUUAUCCCACGUUAUGAGAUCCUCAGAAGUGUAAUUCGUAAUGAUCAGAAACUUGUUAGAGUUUUCGCAAAUGCCCCAGUUAGAUUUACAUAUGGUGACAUAUUGAAUAAUUUGGUUCCAAACAUUAAGGUUUUGAGAAAAUGUAGUGUGCCACAAACUUCCAUCUCUCUCCUUAUGGACCAUUUUCUGAGUGCAGCAUCUGCAAAGCAUUCCAAAUUUGUGGAAGCUGUCAAGUCAGUUAAGGAAAUUGGGUUUAAUCCUUUGCAAACAACUUUUGUCAUUGCUGUCUAUGUACUUGUAAGUAUGAGUAAAGCAGCGUGGGAAUCUAGAUUUGAGGUUUAUGAGAGGUGGGGUUGGAACCGAGAAAUGGCUCUUGCAGCAUUUAGAAAAUUUCCCAAUUUUAUGAAAUUGUCAGAGGAGACACUUGCCAAAAAAAUGAGUUUCCUAGUGAAGGAUAUGGGUUGGCCAUCUGAAGAUAUUGCUAAAGAUCCUGUCAUUCUAGGCUACAGCUUGGAGAAGAGGAUUAUUCCUAGACUCUCAGUGAUUAAAAUCUUGAAAUCAAAAUGUUUGCUUGAGAAUGAUUUGCACUUAAGCUCCUUUAUACGCCCAACUGAGGAAGAUUUUUUGAAUAAAUUUGUCAUCAAUUUUCAGGAAGAUGUGCCUCUCUUACUAGAUGUCUACAAAGGUUUGAUUGAUUAUCGGAAUGUAAUAUAGUCUUUGAAGGUUUUUGCAGGUCAUUAUCCUAACUUCCAACUUUUCCAUUUCAUUGUUAAAUUGAACUUUGAGUUUCCUCAGCUAUCACUUUCUUUGUCAACAUUUUAAGUUAUAUAUUUUCUUGAGUAGUGGGACUUGUGGUCAUUAUUUAUGGCAUAUUGAUUUCAUAAUCAAGUAUCUAAAUCGA
Messenger RNA from Gastrolobium bilobum, 1619 nucleotides. RefSeq names its product transcription termination factor MTERF2, chloroplastic-like. Gene Ontology annotation, biological process: regulation of DNA-templated transcription; chloroplast organization. Lineage: Eukaryota; Viridiplantae; Streptophyta; Magnoliopsida; Fabales; Fabaceae. The coding region runs from base 230 to 1432 and encodes 400 amino acids. Gene Ontology annotation, molecular function: double-stranded DNA binding. The transcript has a single exon. The record is from RefSeq and is a predicted model, not a curated record. Gene Ontology annotation, cellular component: chloroplast.